Messenger RNA from Branchiostoma floridae (Florida lancelet), 4754 nucleotides. RefSeq lists its product as uncharacterized. Gene Ontology annotation, molecular function: ADP binding; protein binding. The transcript has 11 exons. Lineage: Eukaryota; Metazoa; Chordata; Leptocardii; Amphioxiformes; Branchiostomatidae. Bases 673 to 4605 code for a protein of 1310 amino acids. The record is from RefSeq and is a predicted model, not a curated record.
UCCUCUGGGCUAGCUUUGGAGCUAGAGUAUCGAGCAUGCGCUAAAAACAAGCUGUAUCUAUUAUUGAAUGGGCGUCAUGUGCACGUACACACCUGACCAAUAGCCAAUUGCAACAGCCAUGCCAAGUUCGGAGCUUUAUACAUGCAGGACGGGUGAAGAGUUGGCCCCAAUCCCUACACUAACACGGACAAUUAUUCAACAUUCCUCAGUAGACACAUUCCUCUGCGUCCCAUGAGUCAGGAAUUAUAGGCCCCAGAACUCAAACUUUUCUCAAAGAGCAGUGAUACAGGUGUGGUUUUGUGUCUUCCAGACGCGUGACGUCAUAUCGAAACUUCUUCGUGGAAGUAACCUUUUCAGCCAAUCAUAGCAGACCAACCUGUUGGAUUCUGACCAAUCUCCGCACGCCACUACCAAAUAAGGGCCGGAUAGCCUUUGACCUAAGUGACUUGGCGCCCCACUCCGUUUGAAGUUUCGGUGUCCAGACGACGUGUGCUUCGCCUCUUUACGGCAUUUACUUGUCAAUUCUUCUUAGAUAAAACGAUCAUAAAGCUUUUAGAACUACAAUAGAGUGCAGAUUGAGAAAAGCAAGGUAUCUUCAAGGUAUAUUCGCGGUUGAGAACGAGUCCGACCGGCACUAUCGCCCCCCUCCCACUCUUAACGUUACAUCCCAACAUGGCCACGAGAAAUGGCAAAGCGUUUUGGUUUUCGGCCCGCUUGAAAGUCCUUUGUCUUCUGCUGAUGUUCUUCGCGUGCGGUCGGUCCUUGGGCGAGGACCAACGUCUGUAUGUUUCAUGUGGGGGUGUGCUGACUCUGUCAUUUAAUGCUACUGACACAAACGACGUGUUUCUGGUGAAAUGGGUGCCGGGGAAAAUGAUUACAUUGCUGCACUUGGUGCACUGGGAUGCAUGGACUGCAGGGAGCGUUCCAACAGAUGUAGAGAUAAACCCAGCGUUGGAAGGUCGGGUUGAAUGGACAUAUGAUCCAGCCACCAACAAUUUCACUGUUCUGAUAGAUGACUUCCAACACAGCGAUACUGGGCCAGGCGUCUGGUACGAGUUCCAACAGUCCCGCAGGAAAUCCCCAAAAUUUUACCCAAUCAUAAGAGAUCGCCCAGACCCUCCAACACAUAUCAAGAUCCAUGGAGUCCGACUGUACAGCUUUGAGCUCUCCUGUACUGCUGGUAACAGGUGUGACUUGGCACAGACAUUGUGCCUAAAACAUCUCGGGAAGAACCACUCAAUAUCAUGUAGAGAGGAUGUUCAUCGAGGAGAAGAAGUGCAGUUCCAUGUCGCAGGCCUGAACCACAGCACACAGUACCAGCUGUGUGUGUACGCUGUCAACCAGCUGGGCAGCAGUGGGUGUGGCCAGGCUUCGGCUGUCAUGGUUACCACAGAAGCUAUUGGUCAGUUUUAUGCUGACCUCAGGUUAUUGAAUGUUCCCUUUGUCUCAUCGGACCCAAAUGACGAGAGGAACAGAGAGCUGGUCAACAGAAUAAACAAAACACUUAGUGACCUGCUGCAGCCAAGCCACCCUGAUCUGACAGUGGAAGUCACAGAAAUGCGGGAGGGGAGUGUCAUAGUCACUGUGCACUUCAAGGGUGUGCUGAAGGAGAUGGACACCAUCAGAGGCAAAUUGAGGAAAGCAGUGACAGGAGGAGACCUGGCACACAUUGGAGUGGAUCGCCACUAUUUCUACACCUUUGACCAUCGCGGGGCUGAGACUACAACAGCAGUGUGGAUCUCCAUACUUGUAGCAGUUGUCAUCAUAGUAGCGCUGGCUGCUGUAGUCCUGCUCGCAUACUGCAAGUGGAAAAAGAGGACAAAAGAAGUCGUUGAAGAGGUUCAUCAGUCACUGACGAAUGUACCAGAACCCACACCAUACUUCGAGAGUGAAGAUUUCAAAAACUUGUCCAAAGAAAUGGCAGGCAGUAACAUUUGUAUUGUUCAUGGGCAGUUAGGUAUUGGGAAAAGCCAUGCCGUUGCCAAAUUUGUUGAGCAAGGUCAGGCAAAAACUAAAUCCUAUGUCACUUGGUUUAUAGGGUACACAAAUGAUUUCUCAGACACCAUCACAAACAACAAAACCGGUCUUUCUAAAGAGACCGUGUCAGAAAAGUUGUUGGAGUUAGUGAAAGAGUUGAAAGACUCUGGAAGACCCGUAGACGUAAAGCAAGGGGAAAAAGAUGUCACAAAGAUCUGCAAGGCUCUCAAGGAUUCCAAAACCAAGUGUCUGUUGGUCUUUGACGACGUUCAGGACAUAAGUGUGAUUCCUCGGCAGUUUUUGACCCCAUGGUCAGAAAUUACAGUCUUGAUCACAACAAUGGACGAAACUUUGGGCACCCAAUCAAAUUUCCCCCAAAUUCCUCGUCUUAAAAUGAAUGGUUUCUCGCCAUCAGACGUGGAGUCGUUCUUAACAUCAGGAAAUAGUGAUAAUGUCUUCACAACAACAAGCAAAGCCCUUCUGAAGGAGCUGGCAACUCAGUUCGCUUUCCUCCCUCUUGGUCUAUCACUGGCAAAAGGCCACAUUCUCGACUCAAAUACGUCAGUGCAGGAGUACUUAAACCACCUGCAACAACAGAGGACAGCGAUGGGAAGAGGAAACGGAAACCUCAGUGAGCCAGAGAGAAACAUAUUUGCAGCGGUCCAACUUUUGUUGAUACACAGAAUGGACAAAGUACCCCGUCAGGUUCUUCAGCUUAUGGCCUUUCUUAUGCCAAACAACGUGCCGACAGCCAUCUUGAUGGAAGCAUAUUGGCACCUUAGUGGUAGAGGACUAAACGUAGAUGAAUUCAUAAAAGCUGUGCGGAAGCUUUCUCUCAUACAGGUGGCAGAAGACAAGAAAACAGAGAUGAGGAUGCUGACAAUCCACCAGCUUACGCAGAGAGCAGUUUUCGACAUGCUAAAAAAGGAGGACCAGCUUGAAGAUAAGAUGAUACAGGCUCUUGUCAAAGCUUUCCUGGUUCUUUUCAUCAAGGACACUCGACAAACUCGAAUGGGUGCCUUUGUUUCACAUCUCCUUCCACACCUUUUAUCUCUCCUAAGACAUCCCUCCUUGUCCAUAGAGAAGGUUUUGUCUAUGGACGAUUCAAAUCAUCCUCUGCUCACAGCUCUUAUACGGUUGUAUGAAGUCCUCUGCUACAUGUAUUGCCAACAGCGCCGUCCGGACCAGGCAAACUCUGCUGCCGAAAAGGCAAAAGCCCUCUGCAACCACCUUUGUAAGGAUCUUCCCUCUCAGGAUAUCACAAAGGUGUAUGACAUGCUAAAGAACUUGGGACUAGAUCGGUUUCAAGAGGAUGUAUAUGGCAAUACUGUAACACGCCAGCUCAUAGCAUCUUCGAACAUUGAUGACGUUUUGAAGUCAAAAGUGCCAAAGGACGUCACAAAAACACUUGAUUUGAUGGCAAAGAGCUUCCAACCACUGAGCGAAGAACUGUACAGUGGUCUGGUAAGGUAUGGAGUAGCUUUAAGUACUGAACAAAUCAAAGCUUCCUACCUUAUUGAGCUUGUUGUCAGCGUGUUCUACACCACAGGGCGGAUCCUGUUCUAUCUCCAUGGUGAUAGAAGAAAGGAGUACUUCGCCACAGCCUCGAACGACUUGUAUUUCUCGCAUAACCUUAGCAAGAAGUUUUCAAGUCACACACAGGUUCACCUCCUCAACGAAAUGUUGUCCAACAGAGCAGGUAUACUGUACCUUCUUAAGGAAAAGUCAAACGUUCCUCAAGAUCAAAAGAAUGACCUCCUUGAAGUCAUCGCAGGAUACAAUGAACUCAUUAACGACAGCAACGAUUACUUUGAGUAUGGCAUCCUUAAGAAAGUUCAGCAAGACAACUUUCACGCGAUGUUCUGUUAUCGGUCGAUCGUUGACAGCUACAAAAAACUGGCUAAGUUGGCAUCUUCUUCAGAAGAGAGGAAGACAUUCAUUCGAGACCACAACACCAAUGCCGAGAAGAUGAUAGAAUAUGCAGAGAAGCAAGGCACCAGGAACCAACAAGGGAGAGUCAUUGAUGGAUUAGAACUCUUGCCAGAAGUGUACAACAUGAGAGCACAAUUCAUCAUUGACAUGUAUGCAGCAGGCUUCAAAGAUGACCUUCCGGAAGAUGAUAGCUUGCAGAAUGCAGCACAAUGGGCACACCACGCUCUAGGCGUUGAAUCCUGCAAACCUCUGCACAAGGCAAAAGCCAAUCUACUCCUCGCCUCUGCAUUUGUGAUGGCGUAUGAGCACAGGGAAGUCUUAAGCCCUGACCAUGAAGAGGAUCCAAAAGAGGAACAUCUUGAGGUAAUAGAUGAAAGGGAACAACUCCUCCCAAAAAGUGAAUCAGACAGCAGUGACGUACUCACCCAAGCAGAUGAGUACCUCAAGAAGAGCAUUGAAAUCUAUAAAGAGAUUCCUAAUGCAACCUCUGACAUUGGUAAAGCCAAUAGCCUAGUGGAGAAGCUUCAAAAGUAUAAAGAAGAAACUAAAAACCAAGCUCAACACAGUGCACGAGGUAUGCCAGACAAACCCAAUCAGGCAGUGGUGACUAUAGAAGAUGGGUCACUUAAUAGGCAAGGCAAGCGUGGAGAUGUAGAGGAGAUAGAGAUGGGAAUCAUGAAAGAUAGUAUUGCAUGAAAUGCAUUUCGUCACGAAACAAGAAUCAAUACUACAUAGUAUCAAGUACAUCGUCAGUAAAGGUUGUGAGAUACAAGAGAAGACUAACGAAUGUACAAACACAUGUUGAAAAUUGGGCACAUAUAGUAAUGGCAUACGCGCUACUAAAG